AUGGCCCUGCUCAAUAUUCACUUUCAUGAAAGGAGCACUGACGAGAAGGUUGUGCUACAGCAAGGUGUGGUGGUGAAAUGGCAGAUCCAGGAGUCGUCCCAGAAGAGCAAAGAGUUGCACAGGUUCCUGGCGCCUUCCACUGCCCAGGUCUUGAUAACUGACUUCCAACACGGGUCUGAGCUCUUCACUGAGCUCCAGCUCUCUGAGAUGAAGAAAAUAUUUGAGGAGGAUGCCGAUACAAGUGGAGCCCUGAAGCUCAGUGCUUUCCUGAAGGCCACAGAGAAGGUGCUGAGCGAUGUGUCCGGCAAGGUGCUGGAGGCCAUAUUUCUGAAGGUGGACACAGACUGCAGUGGCUUCAUCACCUGGCAGAAGUACAUGGACUACUUGGUGCGUGAGUUCCAGGAAAGGGAAGCUAUCAGGAAGAAGCAGUAUCGACUGCGGUUCUACCUUCCCAUGCGGAUCAUCCCCCUGAACCAAGGGUGUGAGAUUGUGAAGGUGGAGUACGUGAGGCACCGGCUUCAGAAGAAGGGUCACUUCCUGACAGUCACCAAGACAGGCAUGCUGCAGUUCUGGUCCGAGACCUUCUCGCUGCUCAGCUCCUUUAAGAUCCUACGACCCCACAACCAGCAGAUGUGGGUUAUUGACAUGGUGUGUCUCCACAACAUGGAUCUGAUCGCCCUUUCAUCUGCUGACCAGAAGAUCGAGUUCUUUGACAUCAGUAAUCACAAUUGUAAGCGCGCCUUCACCUUCAUCGAUCUGGACAACUGCAUUCUGGUCAUGGACUACUGGUCUGACUAUCAGAAAGCUGUGUUCUGCUGCGGGGAUACCAAGGGCAAUAUCUUCGUGUUUACCUCCGACAACGUGACCAGUGGGCUCUUCAACCCCCGCCUCCUCCCCAAGACCUCCAAAUGGGAUCACUGGAUGGCAGUGUCCAUGCAGAAGCUGCUGAGGGAGAAGUCCACAUCACACAGGAGUUACCGGCUCAAGGCUGUCCAUCUCAACUGGUGCCAACAGGUCAAGUUCAUCCCCCAGCUGAACCUGGUGGCCUCCUGUUCAGCCGUUGAUAAGGCCUCUCUGGUGCUGUCCGUGUUGCCUUCCAAAACGCCGGACAGUCUCAAGUCUUCUGUGCUGAAUUUAAGGAGAGGGAUUCUUUGCUUCGAUUACUUUCCAGACAAAAAUGUCCUGGUGACAGGCGGCUACGACCCCUUCAUCCGCCUGUGGAACCCCUUGUUCUCAUCAAGGCCUGUGUGGCUGAUGAAGGGCCACCAGACCUCGGUGACACACGUCCUCGUGAGCAGCACCAACAACAGCAUCCUCAUGAGCGUCUCCAAGGACAAGAAUAUCCGGGUGUGGGACAUGCAAGACUACGUGUGCCUCCAGUCCUUCUGCGGGAAGCUCCUGGGGCUGGGAAACUGCCCCAUCACCAGCAUCUGCCUCUACAAGGGAGACACCUUCAUCUGUACUACCUACUCCAUUGGGAUCCUCAGCGGGUACUUGGAGUCCCAGGGGCCCAAGAAAGGGGAGAAGACCACCACCCACCGAUCCCCACUGUGCGCAGUCCUCUACAGCAAGAUCUUCAGGCUGGUGUUGAGUGGCAGCCAGAAAGGCAUGGUGAACGUGUGGGAGGUCAUGACAGGCAAGCACCUGACAAACUUCGCCGUGACGGAUGCCAGUCACGUGGAGCUGACGGCCAUGGCCAUGGACGAGUCUGAGCGGUGUCUGCUCACGGGCCUGCUGGACGGCACAGUGAAGAUGUGGAACUACAACAGCGGCGAGUGCCUGCGGACCUUCCCCAACUCAGAUGAGAUGGAGAUUAGUGGGAUUGUCCACAUGAACCAAGCGUUCUACGUGACAGGUUGGAGUAAAAGAAUCACUCAUCUGAGGUUGCACAAGACCAGACCGGUGUUCCUGUGCAACCACUGGCACACUUACCACACGGAGGACAUUCUGAGCAUGGCCAAGUACCAGGGCCAGUUCCUCGGGACCUCCUCCUACAACGGGGACAUCCUCUUCUGGAACGUCAACUGGUUCAAGCCCAUCUUGAAGCUCAAUGCCUCGGAGAGCCCCUUGCCUUUGCAGCCCAAAAAGGUGCAGGAAACGGAGAUCAGCAAGCCCUGCAUGGGAGAGCAGAAGUGGGCAUACAAGGCCACCCCAGAGCUCAUUCACAUGCAGACCAGGACUUUAGGCAAUGCCACCUUGAGGCAGAGCCUGGCGUCCGCGCCUCCAAUGAUAAGACGCUGGCGAGAAAGGGAGUCCAUCCGACAGAGCUUCGCACAGAUCAUCUUCCUGCAGACCAGGCCUCGGCUGCCGAACACGGCCGCCCUGCUGAGCAGCUGCAUCGACGGCUACAUAUACGCCUGGUCCAUUCAUGGCAACGGCGGCCUGCUGGGGAAGUUCCCUGUGGACGUGCAAGGCCAGGGGAACACAGUCGUGGGCGCCAUGGCCACGGAUGAAAACGACUGCAUCCUUGUCACAGGGGAUUGCAACGGAUGCAUCAAGAUCUGGGACAUCAAAGAUUACUGCAUGCCCGAUGACCACAAGCAGCCACCAGUCGGUGGGGGAAAGGCCUUCCCGGGCACAGAGAACAAAUUCCAGUCCUUAAUACCCAAGAGGUUCCGUGCCAGCAUCUCGGAGCUCAAGUACUUGAAGGAGAAGACGGUCGUGGAUGGUCAGACCAUUUUCCUGACUCCCCCGAAGCUUCUGGUUACCUGGAAGGGCCAUAUCGAGAGUGUGGUGGACAUCCUGUAUGUGGACAGCUUCCAGCUGGUUAUCAGUGCUGGCCUGGACCAGAACGUCAAGGCUUGGAAAAUCUACGGUGAAGCUGUUGGGACAUUCGGCCAUAGUGUGUGGAGCAGACUGAAGGAAGUCCCGCUGGGCGAUGGUAGUGAACCAGAGGAGACGCCUAUCUCCAAGGAUACCACCCUCAAGGCCUCUCAGCUAGAGUACCAGGAGGACUGGGAUCUUGCCGAGGCGCUGGCCUAUCAGCGGCGGGAGCAGGCGGUGCUGAUGAGGUUCCUGUGUGGGAAGGAGAACUCGGAGGCUGAGGCUUGGUCCACGCUGCAGAAGAUGACCCCCACAUCACCUUGGUCUAAAGACUGCUCCCCAGAAGACAUUGAGAACAGCUGGCAGAGCUGGGAGGCCAAGGACAAGCAGGUGAGCAAAGUCUUGGGAGCAGCAUAUAAGCCCAAGGAGCGGGCUCGGACCCCUGAGUUUCUGUUCAGCAAUAAGCACUAUACCUGCCUCAAGCAUCAGAGCUCCCCUAUGAUCUACCAGAGCCUGCACUUCAAAGAACUGAAGCCCACCGAACAUCCUGACUUCUCCUGGGUAUUCAAGAUGGGAGACCCCCCCUGCCCUCGAGCCACCACAGCACACUACCACCUGGACAAAGACCCUGAGCUCCAGUCCUCUGUUUCCCAGAGGCCCUGGUCAGCCUCGGUGGCCCAGCCCACUGCCUCAACUCUGUCUCAGGAGCACCAGCCCAUCUCUCGGAGUUUGGUGACCCCUGUGGCCCUCACUUCCACUCUCAAGCAUUACUUUGAACCCCCCAAGGCCAGCUUCCACGUGAGGUUCUGA
Molecule: messenger RNA, 3573 nt
Organism: Echinops telfairi (small Madagascar hedgehog)
Lineage: Eukaryota; Metazoa; Chordata; Mammalia; Afrosoricida; Tenrecidae
Gene: EFCAB8
Product: EF-hand calcium binding domain 8
Exons: 26
Coding region: 1-3573 (1190 amino acids)
Molecular function (GO): protein binding; calcium ion binding
Source: RefSeq, a predicted model, not a curated record